Molecule: messenger RNA, 2307 nt
Organism: Rotaria sp. Silwood1
Lineage: Eukaryota; Metazoa; Rotifera; Eurotatoria; Philodinida; Philodinidae
Source: the annotation of a GenBank genome assembly
AUGAAUUCAAAUACUUAUACCGUAACAACGGGCCAUCAAUUGAUCAUUUUUACGGGACCACUUUAUCUCAUCUAUAAAGUGAUUACUACAAUUAAUUUAGCAAAAAAGAUCAACGAAGAAAAUUCGAGAGUGAAAGUUGUUCCCUUAUUUUGGAUGGCGUCAGAAGAUCAUGAUUUUGCUGAAAUCAAUCAUAUCAAUUUGUUACAGAAAACAAUAAUCUGGAAUGUGGAAAAUCAUGUUCAAGGUGCUGUUGGACGUAUCAAUAUUACGCAUAAUAUUCAAAAAACUAUUGAAGAAGUCAAAUUUAUUCUCGGUAGUUCGGAAAAUGCAUUACGAUUAAUUUCAAUUAUUGAAGAUGCGUAUUUGAAAAACAACACUUUAGCCGAAGCAACACGUUACUUAUUACAUCAAUUAUUUCAUGAUGAAGGAUUGAUUAUAUUAGAUGCUGAUAAUCAUGAUUUGAAAAAGAUCUUUGCCAAUAUUAUCGAGCAAGACAUUUUGACAAAACAGAGUUUUUACUAUAUGAAUGAAAUCAUUCGGCAAAUGCAUACGCAUUAUAAAGUUCAAGCAAAAUCAAGAGAAAUUAAUUUCUUUUAUUUGCUUGAUAAUUAUCGUGUAUUAAUUGUUACAGAUGGAGACAAGUAUAAAACAAAAGAUGAAAAAUACACAUUCACAAAAGAAGAAUUACAGAAAGAGAUACAAUCAUUUCCGGAACGAUUUAGCCCAAAUGUUAUAAUCCGACCCUUGUAUCAGGAGUUCUUACUUCCAAAUCUCGCUUAUAUCGGUGGUCCACAUGAACUUGCCUAUUGGUUCGAAUUACGAUCGAUGUUCGAAUCGUACAAAGUGAAUUUUCCGAUGUUAGUUUUGAGAAAAAAUGCAUUGAUAAUUGAUGAUAAUACGUUCGAACUUAUGAAAGAAUUUCAUAUUUCAAUAUCUGAUAUAUUCUUACCUAUCGAUGAACUUAUAACAUCAUUUGUUACUAAACAUUCAAAUGAUGACAUCAGUCUAAAAGAGGAAAUCGGUUUAAUUGAACAAUCGUUCACACAAAUUUUAGACAAAUGUAAGAAUAUCGAUCCAUUAUUACAAGAUCCGAUUCGAACAGAAAAAUCCAAAAUGUUAAAAAUAUUAAAUCAUUUAGAAAAGAAACUCUUAAAAACGAAAAAGAAAACAUUCAAUACUGAAAUUGAACAUUUGAGAAAAAUCAAAGAAAACUUAUUUCCAGCUGAAAACUCACAAGAACGUUAUGAUAAUUUUAUGAACUUCUAUUUAAGAAAAGGAGAUCGAUUUAUUCCUGAUUUAAUUAAUGCACUGGAGCCAUUAUCAAAAACGUAUACAAUUUGUGAUAGCGAUUUUGUUGAUCCACGUUGGCCAAUGGGUAUUCAAAAUACGAUGCAAUUAUUUGAUUAUAUUUACAAUCGAGAUUUUCGAAUGCGUGGUUACUCUUUAUUCCAAGCGCUUGUUUCUAUUUGUGCUCUGGCUAAAGUCAGCAUUGAUAAUGCUCUUAUUGAUUUCAAAUCGACUACAUUCAUUUCAAAAAAUUUGCUAUCUGAGAAAACAUUCGCUGCACAAAUGAAUGCCAGUAUUGAUUUGUAUACUACCUCUCUAGCGUACACUUUUAGUCGUUCAUUCGGAAUCAUACGUGAUACAACACAAGGCAAUGGUCUUGUUUCAGGAACUCUGUCAAGUAUCACCUUUCGUCUGACAGCUAUAAAUAAUACGAAUACUAAUCAAUCUAUUGGAACAAUCAAUCCUCGCUAUAAAACGUAUGAUAACGAUAGAUGUUCAUGUCAUGAUUCAGCCACUUGCAAAGAACAAGCAUAUGUUUAUACUCCUGAUAAUACUAAGGUUCGAGUAUACAAAGUACCGGGUUUAGUAAUUGGAUGUUACGGAUUUGAGGCAAUGCUGCAAUCAAAUUUAUUAUGCUUCUAUAAUCAAACAUGUGUUGAUGGUCUUCGUGUAGCUAUCAAUUUCUCAAAUAUUUUCACUACUUCAGCGCUUGAUCCUUCAAAGUUGAUUUAUUUUAAUGUGAAUAGCACAGUCGGGAAUAUAAUGGAAAAAAUGAUGAUUGAACAGUGGACAAGUAGUAUAUUCUAUGCCAACUACUAUAAUAAAUGUCGUCCAAUUUACUGUCAAUAUACAAUCAUUAAGAAAAACGAUAUAAUAUAUAUUGUUACGACAUUAAUUGCAAUAAUCGGUGGUCUUACGAGUGCACUUCAAAUUUUCGUACCUUGCUUUGUAAUUUUACUUCGAAAAUUUAUUCUGAAGUGGUGGCAACAUAGACGUACUAGAGUUGGAAUUGUCUCUUGA